AUGUUGAAGCGAGGUGUGCCAAUGCCCUCCCCACCUACGCAUCUGGGACCAGUGUCCAAGCGAAAACGUCAUUCGUCUCGAACUGGAAGAAUACCAUUGGAUAUUGCAUCGGACACCGUGGAGGUAUCCGAGGGCUUUGCCUGCCCCUUCUUCAGGAAAGACCCUGUGCAGCAUAUGGCUUGCCUCAGCCGCAAAUUGAAGCGGAUUGGCGACGUCAAGCAGCAUAUACACCGGCGUCACCUCAACGACAUCGUGCAAUGCUAUACCUGCAAUCUGGCAUUUGGCUCAUCUAUCGACCGUGAUGAGCAUGUCAACUUGUCUCGUUGCUCCUAUACCAUUCAGCAAAGUAUCGCAGAGAAACUGAGAGCCCGUGCCCCCCGCGGGAUGCCACCAACAGGCAUAUAUUCAGAUCUCUGUGACAUUCUAUUCGGCAAGCAAGAAAUACCUCUGGAGCCUUACCUUGGCCCCAUCCUGCUGGAAAGCAACGCACUACUCUGGAACUUCUGGCAAUCAGAGAAGGCCUCACUUGUUCAAACUGCAAUCAAGGAUCAGUCUACAUCCACCACGCCAGCAGACGUUUCUCCCAUGGUAUUAGCCAUAAUUGAGCAGCUUCGCAUGAGGUUUGAGCAACAUGUGAAAGCAUCACAACUCGGUGAACCACCUAGCACCCCUGCGUCUAUGACGCUUUCCAACACCCAGGAAGCAAUACUUCAAGCCAACCCUUUGUCAAUGCAGGUUUUUGGCUAUAACCAAGGCUCGGACGUCUCGUUUGAAGCUCAAUUGCAAACUGCAGAGGGGUCUCACAAUUCAAUGUUUCUCCUAGCUAGCGCAGGCACAGCCAUGUCCUUGAAUGACGGUACAAGCACCUUCCUGAAUACAAUCGAUUCAAAUAAUGGUACCAGCGAUCUCUCAUUGUUGAGACGAGGUGAGAAUCACUCUUCAGUGGAAACUAUGCUCGAAUCUGAGGCAAAUCUUUCGACAAAUGGUUGA
Clonostachys rhizophaga is the source of this 990-nucleotide messenger RNA. Lineage: Eukaryota; Fungi; Ascomycota; Sordariomycetes; Hypocreales; Bionectriaceae. The record is from the annotation of a GenBank genome assembly.